This is a messenger RNA of Prunus persica (peach), 1208 nucleotides long. Its product is annotated as putative glycerol-3-phosphate transporter 5. Lineage: Eukaryota; Viridiplantae; Streptophyta; Magnoliopsida; Rosales; Rosaceae. Gene Ontology annotation, biological process: phosphate ion homeostasis; transmembrane transport. The transcript is spliced from 2 exons. Gene Ontology annotation, molecular function: transmembrane transporter activity. Bases 254 to 895 code for a protein of 213 amino acids. The record is from RefSeq and is a predicted model, not a curated record.
UUCUUUCUGCCUAUUCGAUUGGAAUGUACUUUGCAGGGCAUGUUGGUGAUCGGAUUGAUUUGAGGUUGUUUCUUGUGUUUGGGAUGAUGUCUGGUGGCAUAUUAACUAUAUUCUUUGUUUGAUGUUGGUUUGAUGUUCAUUUGUUGGGGUACUUUAUGGCUGUUCAAGUUCUUGGGUUGGUUAGUCAAUUGGGUGGCCUUGUGUGGUAGCAGUGGUGGGAAACUGGUUUGAGAAAGAAAAGAGGGGGUUGAUCAUGGGGAUCUGGAGUUCACAUACCUCAGUUGGAAACAUUAUUGAUUCAGUUGUGGCGUCUGGGGUUUUGGAAUUUGGAUGGGGCUGGUCCUUUGUGGUGCCUGGGGUUUUGGUCAUUUUGGUCGGCAUUUUAGUGUUUUUGUUUCUCCCCGUGAAUCCAGAAGACUUGGGAUUUGAGUCUCGGGUAAAGGAGAUUCAGAUGAAUAUGGAAGUUAAUGGGAUAGAGAAUUUGGAGGGAAAAGUGGAAUCAGACGAAGCAGGUCUUCUUGGAACAGAGAAUGUAGAUGUCGAUACAAGCGCAGAUACUUUGGCUGCAAUUGGCUUUUGGGAGGCAUGGAGGUUACCGGGCGUGGCACCAUUUGCUCUCUGCCUGUUCUUUUCAAAGUUGGUGUCUUACACUUUCUUGUACUGGUUGCCCUUUUACGUAAGGCACACAGCAGGAUUGAUAUCUGAUACGAUCGAAGCUCGAGCUGUAACGUCAAUUACAUUUUUGUUGCUUUCAGUUCCAGCCCUUGUUUUCUACUGGGUUUAUGGAAGCCUAUCUAUGGUUGCCAAUAUUCUUUUGAUGUUUCUUUCUGGAUUGCUGGUGAACGGCCCAUAUUCACUCAUUACAACAGCCGUUGCUGCAGAUCUUGGUACCUAGACAGUGAUCAGAGGAAAUUCCCAUGCAGUAGCUACUGUGACUGCAAUUAUAGAUGGUACAGGGUUCUGUUGGGGCGGCCCUUGGGCCACUUUUAGCGGGGUAUACUUCCACGACAGGGUGGAACAAUGUAUUUCUUAUGCUAAUUCUUGCUUUUUUCUGUGCAACUUUGUUUUUGAUUCGCAUUGUGAGAACGGAGAUUAAAGGGAAUUUGAAUGAGGGAAAAUGGUCUUUGUAUAGCAUAGGCCACACAAUGAUUGAGAUUUUCUCAAGGCAUAUAUAUAUAUAUUUUUCUUUUGUCUUUCUUGUCAUACCA